Phascolarctos cinereus (koala) is the source of this 2984-nucleotide messenger RNA. It is a transcript of the gene CERCAM, whose product is annotated as cerebral endothelial cell adhesion molecule. NCBI's taxonomy places the organism in Eukaryota, Metazoa, Chordata, Mammalia, Diprotodontia, Phascolarctidae. The record is from RefSeq and is a predicted model, not a curated record.
UCACCGGCCGGAACACGAGCUCCUCCGAGGCUUAGGUUCUCUAGGACAUAUGGGUCCCAAGAAAGGCAGGAGAUGCUUUGAGGUUCACAGAUUUGAAAGUGGGAGGGGCUGGGAAACCCAUUCUCUCUAGAUCUGUCUCUCCAGCCCGGGGGCUAGCCCCUCCCCUCCAGACGCUCCUCCCUUGGUCCAGCCCCUGGCUUCCUCCUGGCUUCCAGCCGCGGUCCCCCUCUUUCCCUGCGCUCUGGGCAGCCCCCAGCCUGGCUCAGCUCUGCGAGCCCUGGGGGCCGACACCACCCUCUGCCUGUUUUGCCAUGCGCCCGCCGCCCUCUGCACUCCUGCUCCUGCUGCUGCUGCUGCUUGGGGGCAGGCCCUCCUGGGGGUCCUCUGAGCCCCCGCUUCCAGCCGUGGUCAUCGCUGUGUUGGCUCGCAACGCCGGAUACUCCCUGCCGCACUAUCUCGGGGCUCUGGAGCGGCUGGAUUACCCCCGGGCCCGCCUUGCCCUCUGGUGUGCCACAGACCAUAAUGUGGACAAUACAACAGAGAUUCUUCAGGAGUGGCUGGCUGCUGUGGGCAAGGACUAUGCAGAAGUGGUGUGGCGACCUGAAGGCGAGCCAAGGUUAUACCCAGAUGAAGAGAGUCCCAAACAAUGGACCAAGGAACGCCACCAGUUCCUCAUGGAGCUGAAACAAGAAGCCCUGGACUUUGCCCGAGCUUGGGGAGCUGACUAUAUCUUGUUUGCAGACACUGACAACAUCCUGACCAACAACCAGACCUUGAAGUUCCUGAUUGGGGAGGGCCUGCCAGUGGUGGCCCCUAUGCUGGACUCCCAGACUUAUUACUCCAACUUCUGGUGUGACAUCACACCACAGGGCUAUUACCGGCGUACACCAGAUUACUUCCCUACCAAGAAUCGACAGCGUCAGGGCUGUUUCCAAGUGCCCAUGGUACAUUCUACCUUUCUGUUAGCCCUUCGGGGCAAGGAGGCUGACCAACUGGCUUUCUAUCCCCCCCAUCCCAACUACACAUGGCCCUUUGAUGACAUUAUCGUCUUUGCUUAUUCUUGCCAGGCUGCAGGUGUCUUGGUCCACAUUUGCAACCAGCAUCGUUUUGGAUACAUGAAUGUUCCAGUCAAAUCACAUCAGGGGCUAGAGGAUGAGAAAGUCAACUUUGUCCAUCUAAUCUUGGAGGCCCUGGCGGAUGGUCCGCCUAUGCAGCCUUCAGCCCAUGUGUUCCUGCCCCCGAAAAGGCCCAACAGGAUGGGGUUUGAUGAGGUUUUUGUCAUCAGCCUAGCCCGUCGGCCUGAACGCCGAGAACGGAUGCUAAGCUCCCUGUGGGAGAUGGAGAUUGCUGGACGGGUACUGGAAGCUGUGGAUGGCAGUGCACUCAACAGCAGCACCAUCAAAAGCCUGGGUGUGGACCUUCUCCCUGGCUACUAUGACCCCUACUCUGGCCGCACGCUGACCAAGGGGGAGGUGGGCUGCUUCCUCAGCCACUACGCCAUCUGGGAGGAGAUGGUCACCAGGGGUCUGGAACGGGUCGUGGUGUUCGAGGAUGAUGUGCGCUUUGAAGCCAGUUUCAGGCAGCGGCUGGAGCGGCUGAUGGAGGAGGUGUCUCAGGAGCAGCUGCAGUGGGACCUGAUUUACCUAGGGCGCAAGCAAGUUACCUGGGAGGAGGAGCCAGCUGUGGAAGGUGUGCACCACCUCGUAGUAGCCAACUACUCCUACUGGACUCUGGCCUACGCUCUGUCCCUGAGCGGGGCUCGGAAGCUGCUGCAAGCCCAGCCUCUGGGCAGGAUGCUGCCUGUGGAUGAAUUCCUGCCCAUCAUGUAUGACCGGCAUCCCAAUGAAGACUACAAGAAGCACUUCUUCCCCCGGGACCUGAGAGCCUUUGCUGUGAGGCCCCUGCUUGCUUUCCCCACCCACUAUGCAGGGGAUGCUCAGUGGCUGAGCGACACAGAGACAUCUACCAUCUGGGAUGAUGAUACUCAGGCCACUGGUUGGAGUGGUUCUCGAAAGACCCUGAGGGACCCAAGGUUGGACAGGGUGCGCAGCAGUGGACACAGCUUCCAUUCCGCUUCUCAUGAUGAGCUCUAGUGUUGAGGGGGUUUGUCUGUAGAUCAAUGAAUAAACCUCGACAAGCAGAGCUGACACAAGGAUCUCCAGCCAGGAGCCGGCAGUAGCCAGAAGAAACCCUUCUAGCUCCCCUAGGUCCAGUGGAGAGAUCACUGCUGUUCAUUUCAGUGUUUCCUUAUCUGAGUCAAAACCAGGGCCAUUACCACUGUAAUUUCCCCACUCCUCUUCCCCAAAACAACAGCAAACCACUCCCCCUUUCCACAAAGGUGCUAAGGCAAGGGGCUACUAACCAGCUGCCGGCUUGUUGUUUUUGUUUUUUUUUUUUACAGAGGGUAGGUGGGAACUGAGUCCCUAAGAAUCUCUCUCUCAAGGUCACAGACACACUACUUUAGUCUCAAUGGUCUGGGAUCUGUUCAAUAGUGUAUAUGGAAGGAGGGAGGAGACCCUAGAAUUCUUGGCUGACCUGCUCAAACCUAGAGCUGAGCCCUUUAUCUUUCUCACCCCGACUCCGUCCUGCAUCCCUCUUUCUCUGAAGUUAGGGCUAAGGAAAGGAACAGGAUUUGGAAAUCUCCCAGACUGAAGAGGAGGAGACAGAAAAAACAAGGACUAGGAAUCUGAGGUUGGCAACUGAGCUUUCCACUACCACUAGGCAGCAGGAUGAAACAUUCACUGAUCCCGUCACCACUGAUCAGGAGGUUAUCAGCAGUAGCAAGGCUGAAUGACCUCUGUAGCUAUCUGACUGUACCCAAAGCCUGGGGAACCCUCUCUACCCGCUUUCUUUAGCUCUUUCUGGAGGCUGUUACUGACACAGCAUGAAUUAGCUGCCUAAGGUACCAGUCCCAGGAAGAUAGAGAAGGAUCCAUUCCAGACCUGAUGUCUUGUAAUAAAUAAAUGUUUGGUUUGCACUUUAAA